UCUGUUUAAAUCAUUUCUUGUCAAUUUUGAUUUAUUAAUUUACAUCGGUUUUUUUCUCACGAAUUAUACACUUCUUAAAAUGGAUAGAGCUCCCAAACCGAAACUUUUCAAGUCGAAAUUUGGAAAUGGUGAUGGUCUGUGUCCAGCUCCGAAAAAGAAGUAUGGAUAUUUAGGCGCACCUGUAUCUGAGCCGCCUAAUCCCCACAACUUCCUCAGGAAACAUGAAGGGAGACAAUGUUACGCUGCAACCACUAAACAAGAGCCAAUGACGCCCGCUAAAUCGAAAACCGUUGUUUCCAAGUUAUCUGAGUGUCUCCCAUCGCUAAAACCAUCAACAACUUGGGCGAAUUAUGAAGCAAACGACAAGAAUAACGUUAAAAAAACGAGCUCGAAGCAACCCAAAUCUACUGUGAUUAUAGAUCAUUUUGGUUCCUCAGCUAGUAAGGAGCCCAUCAAAACAUGUGGAAAAACUGAAGUUGAUAUCAGAAAUUAUCAAAAACCGAGAAACAUCAAGAGUUCAAUUCCGAUCAGAAAGAAGCUCCCACAAUCACGCCAAGUUAUGGUGAAAGAAAAUACAGUUAUUUUAUCGAGAACUGAGAGAAAAAUUGAUAUUGAUUCAAGAAUGCGGCAGCUUUUGGAAGCUAUUGAUCAAUGUUAUUGAUAAAUUCUGUUCAAUUGUGAAAAACUAAAGACAAUAUGUUUUUUAUUCAAUAUCUUAUUUAUUAUACUGUUCAUUGAAUUAUUUAUUAUUGGCUAAAUUAAAAGUGAA
Molecule: messenger RNA, 769 nt
Organism: Diorhabda sublineata
Lineage: Eukaryota; Metazoa; Arthropoda; Insecta; Coleoptera; Chrysomelidae
Exons: 4
Coding region: 80-661 (193 amino acids)
Source: RefSeq, a predicted model, not a curated record